AUGGAAAACAAUUCUAUUCGUUGUCAAAUGGGAGAGGAAAGCAGAGAUCAAGGAGUUUCCAGGAAAUUUUGGAUCAUUGAUUCAGCUAGAGUAAGUGGAUCCGAACAAGAAGAAUUCUCUGAAAGUCCACUCAAUGAUCAAAGGGAACAAGUCAACCAAGUUUCUGAAGUCUCCACUGCUCUUGAAAAUGUCGAAGAAUCGUUCUCUAAGACACAACCAAACAUCUAUUGGGAUUCAGACGACUCAGAGUUUCUCGAUAUGAUAGAUUGCUUGCCAGAAGAAGCUCGUUUGUCAUACUAUAAACGCAUGAAACUUCCGAGAGGCAUCAGAGAGCAACGGUUGUUAAAUCAGUCAAGAGGCCUGAAAAGAAAGAAAUCCUCACAAAACAAGGCUGGUGAGUCCAAGUGUCGAAGAAAAGAAAUUAUCUACUCUCAGAGGAAAUUCUGUCAAAGUUAUGAGGAUGAAGAAGAUCAUUCAGGGUAUGAUACUGACAGUGAAGAUGAAGAUGAUUCUGGGAAGAGCAGGUAUUCUGAAAUUGUAGAGGAAAGCAACUCUUUGCUUGAAGCACCUAAACAUGAAGCUGCCAUCACUUCGGCUGCUGCUGAUCAGGUUGGAGCCUCAGAAGAUGUUGAUGAUGAUGAAUCUGACUACCCAGAAUUCGAUUCAGACUUCGAAGUCGACGAUCCGAUGUUCUUCAGAGAUGAUGACACAAUGCCUUUACCUGAUUUUGAGCCAAUGGUGGAUAUGAAUGAAGAAAAUGACGCCGGUGAAGAUCGUCUUUACAGGCGAGAACGCGAUGAAGAUGACCUUGAUGAAGACAGCGACAAUGGAUACGAGUCAGACCAAGAGGAUGCCAGAAAAGGUUUUGCUUUAAUACCAACACAGCAAGGCAUGGCCAUCAGAUUCAAGAACUUUCAAUCAAUCGUACCAUAUCUAAACUCCUUGCUGCCAGGGCAACUUAACCAGAGCGGAGUCUUAAACUUGCACUAUCAUCCUUCAACAUAUCCAUUCACAAGAAAUGCACUCUUGAAUUUCCAAAGGAAUAUUGCUGCAGCUUUUGAUCAGCCGAUAGUUGAUGAAGUUAUAGUUAUUGACAGCGAUUCGGAAGAUGAAUCUGAUGAAGCUGUAGCUAUUGACAGCGAUUCUGAAGAUGAAACGAAUGAGGUAAUAACUAUUGAAAGUGAUUCAGAAGAUGAAUCUCAAGAAGAUGAUUUGCCUCAGCAACAAAUUGACAACAGGGAGGAUGUAUCUGCAGGAAUUGCUUCUUACGACUCAUUACCACGAUAUGACUCUGGAAACAUUGAACAUGAAGAGUUGAUCGAUGAAGCAAUUGAUGGGUCUGUUGAAAACCUGAACUCACAGGAAGUGACAUUGGAGAACCCUAUAUUAGAAGAACAGCCACAUCAUCAAUGGUAUCUUGAUAGCAGUAUUAGCCCGUUGGUGCAAAGCAGUCUUGUAAAUGAACAACCAAAUGAAGUUUUCGUAGCAGAGAAUUCGGCCUCUGAAAAUAUGCCACCUUGCUGUGAUGCAGAAUGCCAAACUGAUGAUAAUUUGGAAGAUCACGAGGAAGAAGAGUGUUACCUCUGUGAAAUAGAUCAAUAUCGAUAUUAUGGUCAGGAAGAGGUAGAACGCAGCCUUCCUGAAAGAAUCUCUUUCGAGCAACAACAUGGUAGCGCCGACCAACAACAAUUUAAUAUAAGGGGCAUGGAAACAAAUGACGUCAAGAGAAGUUGUGAAUCGCAUUCUACCCUCGAAGAAUCAGACGAACAUAGUGUUCACACUUAUGAAGAGAGAUGUAGGAUGUCAGAGAGACAGCUCACAGGCAGUCAGACAGAAGUGAUUGACUGUUCUUGUUCCAGCAACCGAUGCAGUGAAGACUGCUUCAUAGAUCAAUGCAGUGAUGUCGACUUUCCACUGUUUCAGCAAUUUCGAUGAAAUUGAAAGAGUCUUAAUGACAUCAUUUCAAAAAUUAUGACGAGAAAUCAGAUAUAAACGAGCUUUCAAACUUUAGGAUAUAAAAUAUAAACUCUCUUUCUAGUUACAAUAUGGCACAGCAAGGUUAACGAUAAAAGAUAUUUUACUAUUUCAAAAUACAGCUGUAGCAGCUUGUCUUCUAUAUCAGAUAUGUACAGUUGACAAAGUGGUUGUAAUCAAUUGAGUAAAAUUACGAAGGUUCAGAUUGCCUUUGAAUUAUAUUCAGUCAAGUUUUGUAGAAUUGUAAAAAAUAAUUGAAUUAAUCGUGAAUUAUAU
Rhopilema esculentum is the source of this 2250-nucleotide messenger RNA. The record is from RefSeq and is a predicted model, not a curated record. Lineage: Eukaryota; Metazoa; Cnidaria; Scyphozoa; Rhizostomeae; Rhizostomatidae.